Messenger RNA from Solea senegalensis (Senegalese sole), 4770 nucleotides. Its product is annotated as transcription intermediary factor 1-alpha-like. Bases 1206 to 4079 code for a protein of 957 amino acids. Lineage: Eukaryota; Metazoa; Chordata; Actinopteri; Pleuronectiformes; Soleidae. The transcript has 18 exons. Gene Ontology annotation, molecular function: protein binding; zinc ion binding. The record is from RefSeq and is a predicted model, not a curated record.
CCAACACCAACCAGGUCCUUUCAGCAACCUCAGUGCCUGAAGAAGCAAAUUAAGAGAGACAACAAAGAAUGUGGAAGGCCAGAGAGGGUGAACACAUUGGCCAGGAUAUAUUCAGUAUCGUAUUUUAACACGACAACGCAUCAGCCACAACAUUUUCAGAGCCUUUGAUGUGGCGGAUGUCCAGACAAUAGGACCGUAAAAUCAACAUCCAACGCAUUUACAUAGUCAACAAGAUUACUCGGGGGUUCUGAUGGAACCACAGCAUCACGCAACAGUGCAAGUGGCCCGUGAACUGUAUGGCCUAAAACCGGUGCUUUCCUUCACUACCUCCAACCUCCCAUCAAGAGCCACGGUAGUCCUUCCUCCCAGUCAUAUAUAUAUGUAUGUAUAUAUAUAUAUAUAUAUAUGUAUAUAUGUGUUUGUGUGUGUGUGUGUGUAUACAUGAACAAUGACGAAUCUGCUGAAGUCUUGUCAGAUUUUGUUUUGUGAUGUGAACAAAGUCAGAAAAUGUGUGGUACAGGUUUACAUUCACUUCGAUUUUGAUUGAAGUUUAAGAUUAAUGAUGACAGUUAGAAAGUUAUCUGAGGACAGUACAUUAUGUUUUUAGUUACCAAGCAACUAGCAGUCCCUAUUUUUAUUCUAUUUUAUUACCUCAGUGAAAGUGGCAUGUAUGAAAUACCCAUCAUUCAGGUGAAAUGCACCCAGAUGUAACACAGGCACCACCAUUUUAUCCUACACUACAAAAUAAAACAAACAUUGGUUGCAUGGACACAUGUGAAAUGCACACUUGUAUGCAAGAAGACUUUUAAAUAUAACAUGAGAACCACACAUGUAUGUUUUACAGAGAUUUGCAACCCCCAUUUUAUCUAGCCAGGAAGCUUGUUACACAUUUGUUACACAUAUAACAACAUGAGCCCCUGACCUGUGGAGUUUGUCCUGAUCAUCACUAUCUCAUCAGCACGCGCACUGAUUUGACCCCACCCCUCUCGUGCGUGCGGUGUGCACUGUGCAGACAGUUGCAGUAUCUGCGGCACACGGUGGGCGUGCGACACCCUCACGCGGGCAUAUUGUGUAUUUUAUCCCCAGUGCCACUUUUUUUUGGUCGGUGCAGAGAAGCGUUUCCAGACCCUGAUAAGACGCUAAAUAAAAAGCGGAAGAAGGACGUUCUCUUCGUGGACAGUGAAGUCACCUGAGUGCGUACACUGAUGAGGAUCUUUGGUCAGGAGCAAGUGCAGCAAAUGGAUGGGAGAGCGGACCAACAGGAGUCUGCGGGUGCUUCUGAAAUCACGCGCGUGCAGGAGAAGUCAGGAAGCGCCCGCGAACACGUUGACAUGGACUCUUGCCCAGUUUGCCACCUGAAGUUCCACAGCCGUGAACCCAGACUCCUGCCGUGUCUGCACUCUUUCUGUCACAGAUGUUUACCUUCUCCCUCCAGGGUCUUGGCCAUCGCAGCGCUGCAAAACUCCGACACCAAACCACUGAAUGUGAUCCGCUGUCCGGUGUGCAGGCAGGAGUGUAUGGAGACGGAUGUGGUGGAAAACGUCUUUGUGAAGGACUCGGCUGAGGCUCCCAGCAGCACAGCAGCGGAGAGGACGCUCCAACUCUGUAUGACCUGUGAAGACAACACGGAGUCUGCUGGGUUUUGUGUGGACUGUGUCGAGUACCUCUGUGCCACAUGUGUGGAGGCCCACCAGAGGGUCAAAUUCACCAAAGACCACAACAUCAGACACAAGACAGAAGUAUCACAAGAAGUCCACGUCAUGUCGACUCAGAGGCCCGUGUUCUGUGACAUCCACAAACAAGAGCCGCUGAAGCUGUUCUGUGAGACCUGUGAUCAGCUAACCUGCCGUGACUGCCAACUGGUGAAGCACAAGGACCACAAUUACCAGUUUCUCGAAGACGCUUAUAAAAACCACAGGCAGCACAUGGAGAGAGCGACCCUUCAGCUGCAGGAGAAAAAGAAACUAAUUGAAGAUGUGUCAAACUCCAUAAACAAUGGACUUCUUCGGGUUGAUCAGAACCGUACAUCUGUUCACGAUGAAAUACAAAAGUCCAUCUGCAGUUUGAUUCUCGAGAUAAACAAGAAGGGCAAUAUGCUAAUUAAUCAGCUUGAGGCUGUAACAAAGGAUCACGAGAGUGUUUUGCGAAAACAACAAGAGGACGUUGGCUAUCUGUCCAGACACCUGGAUCAUGUCAUCAAAUUUACCAAAUGGGCCACAGCCAAGAAUGGGGGCACAGGCUUUUUGUACACUAAGCGGCUGAUUCUGUUUCAGAUUGAGAACCUCCUUCGGGCAAAAUGCAGUACCUCAUUUAUACCACAGAGCACUGUUCACUUCCAGUGUCGAUCCUUGUAUUGGGCCUCAAAUAUUGAUCUGGGCUCUUUAGUGAUAGAGAGCAUACCAGGCCACCAGCUGGUCGGUUUUCAGGGUAUCCCUCAUCAGCUGUCCCACCAUGGGCGCGCGCCCUCAGGCUCACCCCGAAGCUUUGCUCUCGGAGCUCCAGUUAAUACUCUAGCUCAGCUCCAGUUACAGGUGGACAAGCUGAACCCGCAGGCCCUCUGGCAGCCACAGGCUCCUCCUUCACCGUGGUCGUGGUACCAGAGUGUUCGACUACAGCGUACAGUACCAGGGCCUCUGCAGGGAAGCUCUCCCUCCCACAUUGGGCCGCCUCAACCAGGCCGUAGGUUUACGGUGCCUCCCCCCAACCACACCAGCCCAACAAGCUCUGCACCGAGUCCUGGAUUUACACCCCGGCCUCUGAGGACCGUGGUUAGCAGCUCCAGUCACCAAGAUAAACCUGUGGAUGGAGCUUCCUCUUCACCGUUGUAUUCACAAAUCACACCAUUGCCCGUGUGUUCAUCUCAAUCAGGACAGACGAUUGAGCCCACGUAUCUGAACAAGAGCGCUAUGCUGACACCAAACUGUCCCCAGAGCCUCCCGCCUUCCUUGACACACAGAAACGUGCGAGGGCGACAGACUUCGCCAGAGUACUUUCAAGUGGAGAAGUCAUGGACUGUUUCUUGGAAACCUCCAGAAACACAACAGGCGAGUGGAGUGACGGGCUCAGCUGUCAAGAAAAGACGAAGGUCGUCGCCAGGGCCUGCCAUUGUCAUCAAAGAUGAGCCAGAAGAUGACAGUAACUAUGUGCAAAACAAACAAGGAGCCAGUCCUCCUGACAGCACUGGUGAACAACACCCACAAGUCAGUGCACAAGGUGACGGGGAAAAAGUCCCAACUCCUCCUCAGAGUUCAGACGGCAAACUCCAAAGCCUGUCAAAGCCUCCAAGCAGACCCCGGGACCAGAGGAGGGGGAGAGAACAGCAAGUAGACCAAAAGAAAGCACAAGCGGAAGACUCUAAUGAAGUCUUGUGUGCUGUGUGUCAGAGUGGAGGCGACCUGGUGUGCUGUGGAAGGUGUCUCAGAGUGUUUCACCCCGUGUGCCAUGUUCCAUCUCUCCUCAAAUCUCCCAGCGGGAAGUGGUUUUGCUCUUUCUGCCGCGAUCCAUCGGCGCCCGAGAUGGAGUACGAUUGUGACCCGAGCAGACCCGAGACGAAAACAGUAAAAAAGGAAUUCGACUCGGAAGGAGAAUUCCCUCCUGAGGACAAACGAAAGUGUGAGAGGCUGUUGCUGCACUUACUUUGCAAUCACCAGAGUUCAAACCUGCGAGAGACUGGACCCCCCUCGGCAUGUGCUAAUAACAGUCCGACUAUAAAUGGGCAGAUGAGUCUUUUAACUGUGAGGAGGCGACUGGAUGCUAAACACAGUCUGUACUACCAAAGCACUGCAGAGUUUGUAUCCGACAUCAGGCUCAUCUUCAGGAAUUGUGGAGUCCUCAACGAGGCAAACACAGAGGACACCGCGGCAGGCCGGAAGCUUAUGGCGUUGUUUGAGGAGCGCCUGAUGACCCUCUUUUCUGACCAAAGCUUCCCAGAAAUAAAACUGGAGAUAAAACCUGCUGACCACUCAGACUCUCGAGUGUCAUCUCCUGACAAAAUGUCCCACCCUGCAAAGAGCCAGCGCACAUGUUCAUACUCCCAGGAUACGCCAAACUGUUUCAAUGGAGACGAGGCAGCAGUAUAAAAGCACAAAUGCUCCUAAUGCUUUUAAUACGCAAACUACCAGCACCAGCUAUUAUGUGGUGUGUGGAACUUUUAUUACAGACAUUUAUGACACAUAUUUGAAGUCAUUACAUGAUGACAAAAUUGGAACCAGGUCACCAAAAACUUCUGGUAUAACACAGGACAGACCAUUUAAUCAAAACAGGACUUAUAGUUGGACGCACAUAGAACACAUGCGGCACAUUGAGGUACUUCCUGGAUACAACUGAAUCCAGUCUAGUUUUUGUACAUGAAAAUCAUUCAUUCAUUCUUUCUUACCUUAUGUCUUAUUACAGUGAACCGACCACUGGUUUGGUCCUGUCUGGUAGGUUUUCCUGUUGUGUGCACCAUGUGUGAAUAAAGCAGUGAUUAGAAAAGGGUGAUAAUUACAAGCCUUAUUGUUUGUGGUGUAUUUAAUGGGGACUAAAAGGGGUUAUAACCCGGCCCACGCUAACCCCAGAGGCAAGUAAAAUGACAACAUAAAGGGAACAUGCCGAAACAGUUUUUAUGAAACCACAGACCCCAGAUUUCAAAUGUCACACACGUCAUGCAAUAUAUCUCUUUUCUUAACGUGGAGCAGAACUGCACUUCUAAUGUUAUAAAUGUGAAAUGUCUUUAGGUCCUCUAUAUAUGUUAUCUGUGUAGGAAUUUAUAUUAAAACAAGUCAAAUGCAA